Molecule: messenger RNA, 453 nt
Organism: Penicillium vulpinum
Lineage: Eukaryota; Fungi; Ascomycota; Eurotiomycetes; Eurotiales; Aspergillaceae
Product: transcriptional coactivator p15/PC4 family protein
Exons: 2
Coding region: 1-453 (150 amino acids)
Biological process (GO): positive regulation of transcription initiation by RNA polymerase II
Molecular function (GO): transcription coactivator activity; DNA binding
Source: RefSeq, a predicted model, not a curated record
AUGUCAUCCAGGAAACGUUCAUCUGAGUCAGGCGCUGGCACUGACAAUAGUGUGCGCCCCAAAAAGGCCAAGGUCAACAAUAAUACAGUGGAAGCCAAAACCGACUCUAAUGGAGAUCGCUACUGGGAAAUAUCAAAUAUGCGUCGCGUGACCAUAUCUUCAUUCCGCGGCAAAACCCAGGUUAAUGUCAGAGAAUACUAUGAAAAGGAUGGGCAGCAGUUGCCAGGAAAAAAGGGUAUCUCAAUGCCUGUGGAUCAAUUCGCUGUCAUCAUCUCCAUCCUACCUGGGAUUGAGCAGGCAUUGAAAGAAAACGGGGAAACUCUGCCUCGGCCUGUCUACUCGGCAGAGGGCAGCCAGUCUGAUCAAGGAGAGCAAGGACAGGGCCACUCGGACAACCAAAGUCCAUCAAAGCAGAAUAUCGAGGCGACAAGUGACGAGGAGAGUGAAGCAUAA